Messenger RNA from Chiloscyllium plagiosum (whitespotted bambooshark), 1243 nucleotides. Lineage: Eukaryota; Metazoa; Chordata; Chondrichthyes; Orectolobiformes; Hemiscylliidae. The record is from RefSeq and is a predicted model, not a curated record.
ACUUUGAACCUAAGAAUAGCCCGCGCUUCCAUUGACAGAUUUCCGGUGUGUUCCGGAAGUGAUGUGUAAUGGGUUGAUCCUAGUGCUGUCGGUGAGUGGGUGAAGGACGGACUCGCUGUUAUCCCCAUUCGGAAAGGUCGGCGGUAGCGGAGCGGGGCAGCUAUCUGUAUUUUAUUAAGCAUUUGGACAAUGGAUCGUGCUAGAAUAGCUAUUUCUAGUUUGCUUGGAUUUGAGCCAAAGUCAUAUACACGUUUCAGUCUAACGCGACGAACUGAUGGGGAUGGCAGUAGAGUCGAAAUGAAAUUAGCAGAAAAUGAGAAUGAUGAAGAGAUGGGAGAUGUGAUGGCAGACGGUAUGGAGACUCAGAUAGAGAAACCUCACAAUAACCAUAAGCCUCUCUGCUGUUUGAUGACUGCUGUGUUGCUUGUUCUAAUAGGGUUUCUAGUUGGUUAUCUGGCAUUUCGUGGUCAAACACCAGGGAAGUCGGUUUCUUUGCCAGACCAACCUACUGAAGCAAGUUACACAGAUGACGAUGACAGUGAUGAAUUUGUUGCUACAAAUGAGGAAAAAAUGUCACUCUCAUUCUCUGAUAUUAAGAAAAUGCUGACAGAUAACUUGGAUUCUUCACAGUUUCUGCAUGACAUUAACAAAGUUUCUGACACAAGCAAUCAUGAAACUGGAUCUGAUGGAGAUCUGACUAUCACUCAGUACAUCCGUCAAGAGUUUUUGAAGAACUUGGACAAGCACAGCGUCUGGACUGACACUCAUUAUGUAACGUUGCAGUUUAACGGUGCAUCUCCAAAUAGAGUCUGGAUUGUUGGUGGUGGAAAUCCUGAAGAAAUGCAAUUAGGACAGCAAAACCCAAAGGUCUUCUGCCCAUACAGUGCAACUGGUAACUUCACGGGAAAGCUUGUUUAUGCCAACUAUGGAACUAAAGAUGAUUUUAAACUUUUGGACAGCAUGAGCGUGCCGGUCAAUGGAAGUGUUGUUGUUGUUCGUGCAGGAAAGAUUAAUUUUGCUGAGAAGGUUACUAAUGCUGAGAACAUGAAAGCUGGAGGUGUUCUAAUCUAUCCUGAUCCUGAAGAUUAUAACCUGGAUCCAGAUGUAGCUAUAUUUGGACAUGUAUGUACACUGAAAGUCGCAGUGAUAUUGUUACUGGAUUAGUAAUCUUGAACUAAUGCUGGCAGAGUGUUCAACUAAGUAUAAUAUCUGGAAUAUAAGCCUCACAUCAGUAAUUGUGACC